Messenger RNA from Pungitius pungitius (ninespine stickleback), 3535 nucleotides. RefSeq names its product gastrula zinc finger protein XlCGF26.1-like. Gene Ontology annotation, biological process: regulation of transcription by RNA polymerase II. NCBI's taxonomy places the organism in Eukaryota, Metazoa, Chordata, Actinopteri, Perciformes, Gasterosteidae. Bases 33 to 1616 code for a protein of 527 amino acids. Gene Ontology annotation, molecular function: DNA-binding transcription factor activity, RNA polymerase II-specific. The record is from RefSeq and is a predicted model, not a curated record. The transcript has a single exon. Gene Ontology annotation, cellular component: nucleus.
CCUCGCAACCUAAUCACAGAAAAACUGAACAGAUGGAGACAGGAGGUGAUGGAGAGGACUGUGGAGGACCAGAACCAGACCGCAACUCGGGUCCAGCCAGUCCUCCAGAUACUGAUAAGAAAACUGGAGACUCUUCUGAGACUGAGGACAGUGGUGAUUGGAAUGAGACCAGAGAACCUCUGUCUGGUGAAGAGUUUGUCAGUGAUUCUAGAUGUAGAACAAGUGAGAAACCUUUGAUCUGUUCUGAAUGUAAGAAAACAUUUGGUUGCAUUCAGAAGCUGAGGAAACACAUGAUGACCCACACAUCAGAGAAACCUUUCAGCUGCUCACAGUGUGGUAAAUGUUUCACCCAAAGGGUAAGUAUAAAUGUACACAUGAGAUGUCACACAGGGGAGAAACCUUUCAGCUGCUCAGAUUGUGGUAAAUGUUUCACUACAAAUGGAGAUCUAAAGAGACACAUGAGAUGUCACACAGGGGAAAAACCUUUCAGCUGCUCAGAUUGUGGUAAAGGUUUCACUACAAAUGGAGAUCUAAAGAGACACAUGAGAUGUCACACAGGGGAAAAACCUUUCAGUUGCUCAGAGUGUGGUAAAUGUUUCCCCGUAAGUGGACGUCUUAAGACACACAUGAUAAUUCACACAGGGGAGAAACCUUUCAGCUGCUCACAGUGUGGUAAAUGUUUCACCCAAAAGAGAAAUCUAAAAAUACACGAGAGAUGUCACACAGGGGAGAAACCUUUCAGCUGCUCACAGUGUGGUAAAUGUUUCACCCAAAGGGGAAGUCUAAAUGUACACAUGCGGGGUCACACAGGAGAGAAACCUUUCAGCUGCUCUCAGUGUGGUAAAUGUUUCACCCGAAGGGGAAAUCUAAAAAUGCACGAGAGAUUGCACAAAGGAGAGAAACCUUUCGGCUGCUCAAAGUGUGGUGAAUGUUUCACCCAAAAGAGAAAUCUGAAAAUACACGAGAGAUUGCACACAGGGGAGAAACCUUUCAGCUGCUCACAGUGUGGGAAAUGUUUCACCCAAAGGGGAAGUCUAAAUGUACACAUGCGAGGUCACACAGGAGAGAAACCUUUCAGCUGCUCUCAGUGUGGUAAAUGUUUCACUAAAAGUGAUAAUCUAAAGAAACACAUGAGAUUGCACACAGGGGAGAAACCUUUCAGCUGCUCACAAUGUGGUAAAUGUUUCACUAAUAGUGGAGUGCUGAACAAACACAUGUGUUGUCAUACAGGGGAGAAACCUUUCAGCUGCUCACAGUGUGGUAAAUGUUUCACCCAAAGGGGAAGUCUAAAUGUACACAUGCGAGGUCACACAGGAGAGAAACCUUUAAGCUGCUCUCACUGUGGUAAAUGUUUCACUAAAAGUGAUAGUCUAAAGAGACACAUGAGAUUGCACACAGGGGAGAAACCUUUCAGCUGCUCACAAUGUGGUAAAUGUUUCACCCAAAGUAAUCAUCUAAAGAUACACAUGAGAUUGCACACAGGGGAGAAACCUUUCAGCUGCUCAGAUUGUGGUAAAUGUUUCGCUAGAAGAAGAGAUGUGAAGAGACACAUGAGAUGUCAUACGCUGUGUAAAUCUAAAAGUACACAUGAAAACUCAGAUGAGAAUCCCCUUUAACAUCUUUCCCUAAUUUACAUUACCGUUUCCCACGUGAGUUUUGAAUAUCCGUCGCAAAGCUAUAAGACACAUAUUUGAAGCUACUCUUCAUGUUCACAAUUACAACCAACUAUCUUAGAAUUCUUCACAGGGAUUUAUUGGGACGACACUCUUGUUUGGUUUUUCCUAUGCUCCCGAGAGUUUUGGGUCAAGGGAUCUCACGUGUGAUAUAAAAAUGAAAUUAAUUGAAAUAUCUUGUGACAGAUGGUUAGAAGUUCAGACAAUUAACAGAGAUAAGCUACGCCCCUUCCAGGCGCACAUAAAGUGGGACAUGAAUGAAACGAAACAACUAGUUGUGUGAGUAAACAGUGGCGAAAAUCCCCUUGGCAUUUUAAGUGUGAACGUAGCAUAAAGCUCUCCACCAAAGCAUUGAAGGCAUCAAAAUUUAAGCGGAUGCCGUCAUCUCACUGACUUGCAACUCUAAAUCUUACUUAAAAGCCAGCUGUCUUUUUCUGUUCCAUGAAGUGUUAGUGUUUUUUUUGCAGGUUUACAUACAGAUAAUAAAUAAAUGUCCAUGUGAUGAUCACUGAAUCAGGUUUUUGCUUUUUUUAUUUUAUUUAGUCAUUAAAUGAAAAUCCAACCUAUAAUUAUAUCAAUUAGUUAAUAUAAAAUAGUGUUGAUAUUUGAACGGGCGCCUGGGCAUAUUUGUUCAUUUGGGCCCUGAGGUCAAAAAGGUUAAGAACCCCUUAUCUAAGGCAUGUUUCCCACUGUUAACAUUGUAACAUUACCCAACCUUAUAUUGUCCUGUCCAAUGUUGAAAUACAAGUUUGACUGGUUUUUAUGUUCCAAUUGUGUUACUGCAAGCUGUCAUAUUAUCAAUGUAUUAAUGCUAGGGCCGGGACUCGAUUAAAAAUAUUAGGCUUUGUAAUUAAUUAAUAGAAAUUAUUCGCAUUUUAAUUGCAUAAAUAUUUGACCUGAGAACAGUGAGAAGUAAUUUUUUUCACAUGGAUUUUUAUUUUUGUUCGACCAAUUCCAGCAGACAAGUGUAGAAAUAGCAUAUUUAGAAAUAUAGUACUUUCAGAAAUUCAGGUAGCUUAUAGGUAAGUAGACCUUCUGUAAACUAUGUUUUUUUUAAGUAGACAAAUACUUUCAAGUACAUUCAGAACAUUGGUUAUUUUUUCAGACGUGGACUUAGUUACCCUGGUCCUUAAACCAGUCAUCUGGUGCAGUGUGGAUUGGGUGUGGGUCCUUGUACGUCCACUCUAGCUGCUAAUUGUUUUGCGUUGAGGUGAUACUUGAGGCUCGAUGCGAAUUCCUUGUUGCACAGCUUGCACACAAUCAUGCUCUUAUCGACGCUUCCAUCCGUGUGUUUAUUAUAAUAAAAUGUCCCAUUCACGGGGCCACCCGACACGGUCUCGUCAGCUUCUUCGUUCAUGUUCACUGUGGCUGAAGUCAUGAACACUAGUUGGUGCUCCAGUAUAAUUGGUCCUCCGAAACUCAUCCAGUGAGAAACGUUCCGCGGUGCAAAAAAUAAGUGUAAAAUGCGUAAAAAAUGUCUAAUGUGUUAUUUUUUGUGUAAUUAAUUAAUCUUGAUUCACAUUGUAAUAAUUAAUCGUAAUUAACGUGCUAAAGUCCCGGCCCUAAUUAAUGCAUACAUUUCCGUGAACUAAAUUCUGUUUUGCAUUUUUAAUGUGCAGAAAAAUACCAGAAGGCUCUUUAAUGUUUUUCAUGCAUUGAGGUCUUACUCUUGUUUAUAUUGUUUUAACGUUUUUUUAGGAAACUUUUUUUAGUCUUUAGUUUUCCUAGUCAAUCCUCAUAUUGAGCUGCUUACAUGUUUAUAUAUCGAACUAAUACAUCUUUGUGUGUUGAGAAACAAAAAGUAGAAAACAUUGCUGAGCAAGCACAGGUGCAAAAAAGUUAUGAAGGCAAUGAAUGGAUUU